UGACUAUCGGUGUUUGCAAUGAUGUGACAAUAAAGAUACCUCCUUCCACUCUGAUAACUCUGGGAUUGUCUAUUACACACAGUGCUUCCCAAUAAUACACACGGAUCAAAGGAUCAAAACGCGCAAAAAAAGCAACGUCAAACCGCCGACCGUGGUCGGCGUCGUGGAAAUCGGUGCCAAAAGUCGACAGAAACAAGCCAUACGAGCCAGCCCCGCGAAAGUGUGUCAAAGAGGAACCGAAGGAAGUGAAACCGAGAGAGAUAGAGAAAGAGGAAAAAUAUAUAGACGCAGCGAGAAGGAUCAGACCGGAUAUCUUGAGGAACGGGGAGGACAGGACGGGCGGAUACGUGCUAAGGCGUGUCGAGCCGGAAACACGAACGGGCAUCACGAGUGCAGGGUGGUGGUGACGCAGGAAGGGUGGUGGUGGUGGUGGUGGCGGCGGGGCAGGCAGGUGGCGGGAUCUAAGCCGGAAUAAGAGCAGUUAGAAUGGGCAACAAGCUCUCCUGCAGUUGCGCACCCCUAAUCAGAUCAAAGACGUAUCGUUACGAGGACAGCCCAUGGCAGUCCAGUGUCAGGGCCGGGAUGAGCGGCGGCGCAGGACGCAGGGGUGAUAGUGGCCACUUGCUCAGGUGCGGAAGCUUAAGAGAGAGGAAGAGGCUUUGGGCCGAAGUGUUCCAUGUAAACGCGAGCGCCGCGGCUGCAAGUAAUACUAAAUGGCAGCAGGUGUCCGAGGAUUUGGUUCCGGUAAACAUUACUUGCAUUCAGGACUCGCCGGAAUGUGUCUUCCAUAUCACCGCGUACAAUAGCCAGGUCGAUAAGAUUCUAGACGUGCGGUUGGUCCAGCCAGGUACGCGCAUCGGCCAAGCGUCGGAAUGCUUUGUCUACUGGAAGGAUGCAGUGACAAGCGACACGUGGGGGCUGAACUUUACGUCUCCCAUAGACGCAAAGCAAUUCAGAGAAUGCUGCUCACCAUCGUUCAAGAUUUCAAGGAAAGCGUCCUCUUCUUACUCGUUGAAGCUCGAGCCACCGAACAAGCAGAAGAUCAAAACACGCCGAAAGCCGCUGUCGACACCAGCCUCACCGAGCCGAUCUAGGGAACCUCAGUGUACUUGCAUGACGGCGGAACAGUAUGCCCGACUGCGCUCUCAAGAUACCAGAUACCGAAGCGGACCGUCUACACUUCCACGGACUAUAGGGCGAUCCAUGGAAAUGGAUAUAACACCGGGACGAGACAAGAUAACAGCGGCCACAUCCAGCGCGUCUCUCUAUGACAACGUUAAUAAUAGUGCAACACCCGGGAAACCACCAAAGUUGAUGGUUGAUUUAUCCAAGCAGAAGGAGAAGCAGAACGAGAUGUCUCAGACGACUCCGAAGACUGCCAACAUUGGAAUCGGAACGGUCACAAUCGAGAGCCCCGAUGAGAAAAAAGGUUCCACGAUAUCACCGAAAAAACAUAAGCAAAACCAGGACAUGUCCACGCAGCAGAACGGCAUCGAGAUGCUGAAGUCAGAAGGCACCCAGGCCGGCGGCACUUUGCAGAUUAAAUCGUUGCGCAAGGAGCUCCACCACACCAAGUCGGCCGACUACACUGAACUGGAGAUGCAGAACGGCAAUCUAUUCAACAUUGUCAACAACAAUCACGGUCACAGAUCGAAGAGCAAGAGCACCGAUGAUAUGCGGAUUGAAAAUGCGCAGAACGGCGGCCUCAGUCUGGAUUCGAAUACCCUGAAACGUAUGCUAAAACCAAUGCCGAGUAUCGACAGCCCGGUGACGUCGCCGGAGAUGACGAGAAAACGUCACAGCCACCACAGCUAUCACUACCAUCCGAGCAAUAACAAUCAGAAGUACAUGAUGCAGGAGAUCGACAACGAGAAUUAUGCGCAUCCGUAUCGCGCGCCUUACAACAAUAAGUUCCAGAGUUCCAGGAGUUCCCACGACAUGAGUCGGCAAUACUCCGGCGGCAGAGGCAGGACGUACUUAGAUUCGGAACGUAAUCGGUGCACAGGUGACAUGUCGCCGCCCUCGGACAAUGUCAUCUUCGACAACCAGUGCUAUGCCACUACACCGAGUUCGUCGAACGGCAACUCCGACAUGGAGCAGUCAAACCACUGCAACUCCCGCCGCUGCAACGGUGGCCAGACAUAUCAGCAGAACAUGCAGUCAGUGUCGACACCGGGCAGUCCGACCAGCCGGUUGCUCCUCGAAUACGAAAUGCAUCUCAGGAACACUCUCGCCAAGGGCAUGGACGCAGAGAGCUAUAGCCUGCGCACGUUUGAGGCUCUGCUCACGCAGAGUAUGGAGAACUUGGAAUUUGCGGAAAACAUACCAUUGAAUGUUCAGCGCACGCCUCACGCUUCACGAAGACGUUCCAAUUCCAACAAGUCGUCGACCUUGCCACUGUCGUACCGCUACUGCAACGAAAGACAGAACAGCAAGGAUCGAGACGGCUAUUACAGCGAUCGCAACGAGAUGGUGAGAGAGAAGAGAGAACGAGACUCCGAUCGGGAUCGCGGUUAUCUCAGCGACUACAAUUCUAGAUGCGCCAGCUGCAUCGGGGAGUCCGCGCGCGCACAAUGGUUCCGGCAUUCUGACGGAUGGCAGUCGGGUAGCUCGACCUUCGGCUCCGGCGCUUCGAGUUCGAUAAAUCCAGGCUAUUCGGGACACAAAAGAGAAUCACCCUGGGAUUCUCUGCCGUCCCUGAGACACGAGGGCAGUCUCAACGACAGCGGUUAUAAGUCCAACCGGACUGACUCGCUCGAGCAAAGAGGUACUUUCGACAGACAGGACAGCGUCAGAUCUGACUACAUGUCCGACCGGGAUGGCAGAUACGGAAUCGUUCAACAAGCUUCAUUGGAGAGUACCGACUCGAGGCUCUGCUACUUGACGUCUUCCGAACUGGAGAGGAGCGAGGAUCAACGAAUGAUGGUAGAGCCGAGAUGGUCGAUCAAGUGUACGAAUAGCACCUUGGACUUGCUGGACCCGAGCGACGAUUACACGGAUCUGAAGACGCAGCAUCGACGACGUUGUUGGAAAUACUUUUGUUGGUGCCGCAGGCAUACGAUCAGCGUGAUAUGCAUUAACGAGUCACGCAAGCUGUACUGGUUCAACUGCCGGAACGUGCAGGAGAAGGUGACGUACGGCUCGGGCGAGGGGUAUUACCACAAAUUACUGCGGCUAGUGAACGGCGCGCUCAACACCUGGGCGCAACGCUACAUCGACGGCCUGAGCGUGGCACGUCGCGAGAUUAUGUUGAGGAUCAACGGCAGCGCGGAGAACAACAUGAAGCUGUUAAAGGAGGGCUGUUAUUGCCACUACCAUCCGCACAUGACGGCGGACGCGUGCAACGCCGACUUUCUCAGAAGAGUCGUAAGUUUCUGGGCCGACGAGAGCCUCAGGGGGAUACGCGAGAGGCUCCGCGGCAUGAUGAAUAUUACGAAAAAGAUGUCAGACGAUGAUAGGAUGUCUCUCACCACCGCCGUCAGCGAUGAUGACGACGGCGAGAGUGCUAUAAAUUCGCCCUAUCGGAAGCAGACCGGCACGGCUGCAGCUUCAUUCAAUUGCACCGGUGCGGUUCGGAAGGCAGGAUUUCUCAGUGUGAAGAAAUGGUUGCUGCGCAAGAAGCAUCAAAUCGAGCUGGCCAAGAAAAGAGGCUGGAGGGGUUAUUGGGUCUGCUUGAAGGGUACCACGCUUCUCUUUUAUCCUUGCGAUUCACAGGAAAGUAGGGCCAUGGAGGCAGCACCUAAACACUUGAUCAUCGUCGAUGGUGCGAUCAUGCAGCCGAUUCCCGAACAUCCUAAGAAGGAUUACAUAUUUUGUCUGAGCACCGCAUUCGGGGACGCCUAUCUAUUCCAGGCGCCGUGUCAAGUGGAGCUGGAGAACUGGGUGAAUAGUAUUCACUCGGCGUGCGCCGCCGCGUUCGCGCGUCAUCGCGGUAAAACUGGCACGCUGCACCUGCUGCAGGAAGAAAUUUUCCGUCUAGAAAAGGCGAUCGAAUCAGACCACAAGAUGAAGCAUAUGGCGGAUCUUCAGCAAUCAGUGGUUUCCGAUGUCGACACCAAACAGCAGAUCAACAAUCAAAUAGUGCAGUGGGAGGAGAAUCUGGAGCGGCUUCACUGCGAGCAGUUCCGCCUGCGGUGCUACAUGGCCAGUUUGCAAAGUGGUGAACUACCCAAUCCGAAGAGUCUACUAACGCAUGUGUCUCGCGCCACAAAGCAAACGUUAAACAAGCUGGGUGUGUUCACGGUGUCGUCCUUCCACGCGUUUAUAUGCGCGCGUAGCCCGUCCCUGCUGAAUAAUUUAUUGGCGGGUCGCGGAGCGACGAAGAGACGACCACCCCUGCUGUCGAGAUCGAAUAGCGGCUCCAGUAGGCGCUCGCUGCAGAUCUCGUCCAGGGAUGAGGAGAAGAGUGUGAAAGUGUCCGUGCCGGAAAAUCAGGUACGAUCGUCAGGACAUCGGCUGGUCUCGGUGUUCCUGCGUGAUGCUAUGACCGUGGAGGAGUUCCUAGCAAGUGCGUGCACCAGAAAGAAUCUCAAUCCGAUGGAGCACUUCGUGCGCGUCAAAAAGCGCCGGGAUAUGGAGGACCAUAAUUAUUUUGUGCCACAUAGGACUGAUUUGAUAGAAACUUAUUUGCAUACGCACGAAAUCGUGGAAGUCUGUGCCAAGAUUUUAUAUCAAGUGGAAUUGCAAAGAAACACUUUAGAACAAAUGUGGGGCUUCUCCGUCGAGGCGGAGCUCAUAGAAAACUCCGAUAGGCAAGAUGAGCUCUGCUGCUACGUUAGUAGAGUGGAAGACAAGAGUGUCGCCAUGCAAAACGGAAUCAUUAAGGGUGACGAGAUUAUGGUAAUCAACGGCGCCAUCGUGAGUGACCUGGAUAUGAUGUACUUAGAGAGUGUUCUACAGGAGGAGGUAGGUCUCUGUAUGAUGAUGCGAUCCUCCAGGACGGAGCCACCGGAUCUCACAGGCAUUAUGCGAGUUACCGAUGACAUAAUUGAGAGCCUGGUCUGCCCACCGCCGCCUACCGACCCGCCAGUAAUCAGCGAAGAAAUGAUUUCCGGUCUAAUUGUGCCGGCACCCGGAUGGAGCAAGGAGAAUAUUAUGCAAGAAUGCUCGUCAGCCAGUCACACGGAUAACAAGCAAAGCUCGCGCACAAAUUCCUUUGAGAUUGAGAAUCUUUUGAAAACUGCUGAGCAGGUGACAGUAAUUUGUCGUUCUCCAGGUGAGACCAGAAAGUCAAGUCCCACCGGAAGCGUAGUCAGUUCUCACUCACAGGCUCUCACACCGAGUCGGCAGCUAAGCGACGCUGAGAAACUGAAGAAAGUGAUUUUAGAACUGAUUGAAACUGAACGGACUUACGUAAAGAAUUUAAAUAAUUUGCUGGAGAACUAUUUGGAACCCCUUAAACGUGAAACCUUCUUGUCGAACGCGGAGAUCAACGCGCUGUUUGGUAAUAUUCAGGAAAUUGUCACGUUUCAACGACAGUUCCUGCAAAAUCUCGAUCACGCCAUCGAGAUGGAGGCCGAUUUCAACAGUUUUGACCAUCCGAGUCAAUUUAAGGGAGUCCUGUUUUCCAUUGGAAGUGCCUUCUUAUAUUACGUAAAUCACUUCAAACUAUACAGCUCGUUUUGCGCCAGUCAUUCGAAGGCUCAGAAAGUUUUACAUCCAAACGAAGGAAAUCAAGCUUUACAAGAGUUCCUGCAAGCGAGAAAUCCUCGACAGCAACACUCGUCGACCUUAGAAUCGUACUUAAUAAAACCUAUACAAAGAAUACUCAAGUAUCCGCUGCUGUUACAGCAGCUUAGGAAUCUCACCGAUGAACGAAGCGAAGAACACCAACACUUAAUCGAGGCGCUCAAAGGUAUGGAAAAGGUGGCGGAACACAUAAACGAGAUGCAGAGAAUUCAUGAAGAGUACGGCGCUAUUUUCGAUCACUUGUUUAGGCAACACCAAAAAUCCUGUAAACAGCCGAUUGACUUAAGUCCAGGCGAUCUUUUGUACUACGGCGGUGUUGAGUGGCUCAAUAUUUCCGACUUUCUCGGCAAGAUAAAGAAGGGUCUCGAGUUGCAUGCAAUGUGCUUCGUGUUUAAAUCAGCCGUUGUGUUCCUGUGCAAGGAGAGGUUGCGACAGAAAAAGAAGCUCAUGGGAGUUUCAACGAAGGCUAACUCAAGUGAGGUAGAGAUCAUCCGUUAUCAGGUGCUAAUCCCGGUGACAGAAGUCCAGGUCAGGGCCAGUUCCGCCAAGGAUAUGGAAUCCCACUUCUUGUGGGAAUUGAUUCAUCUAAGAAGUCAAUUACAAAGGAGAUCGGAAAAAGUAUACGUGCUCUCCAACAGUACGACAGAGUUCCGUAAUGCGUUCCUAAAGACGAUCCGACAGAUCAUCCGUGAGUCGGUGAGAAAUAUGAGCAUACCUUCAACAAAACAGAAUAUGGGUCAGGCGCCGAUGUCGAUGGCACCGCGAAUGUCGACUGGCCACGUGGAAAAGUUUAACAAACAACAGGCGCAAAACGGAAAUGGCAUAACGGGUACGCUUUCGAAAAAGGCGAUGAAGCAGCAACUGUUAUCCAGUUCGCAGAAGCGCAAAUAUAGUCACUCGAAGCAGCCAGUGGAACAUGAAAGCUCUGAGGAUAAGGAUCAAGAGGACGCGCCGGCUCCCCAGCAACAAACAUUCCGCUCCAGGAGCAAGACCAUAAGCGAUACUUCUGGCGAAGCGAAAGUCGAGAUGGAUUCGGGUACUAAGUCUGAAGGUGAGGAAGACUCGCAGGCUUUUUUAGGCGAGAAGAAGACGACUCUCGGCCGCACACCUAAUCAUCUGACGCUGAGCACUACGUCGACUAUCUCGGCAGGAAGUACUGGCAGCCAGGCUAGAUUGAUUCAGUCUUCCCAUCAGCCUGAGAAUUACCAACCUAUUACCGUUAAGGAACUUGGUUCGCCGAUCUGGAAGCCACGAGAACUACCCUCCCUGGGGGAGGCCACUACGUUGCCACGCAAGGGUAAGUCGGCCGGCGAGUUUGCGGACAUGAGCUCGAGCCACAGCGCCUCCCGAAAGUCUCUGAUAGAAAUCAACAAUUCUGCUCAACAACCUAACUUUAAUAAUCACGUUUAAGUUGGAUAAUAUCGAGGCUGACUCGCUAACGAUAAUACCGUUAAGUUCCGCCAUCAUUAAACGCGAUCGGCACCACCAUCACCACCACCACUACUACCAUUAUUACCACCAACGACAUCACCUAUCAUCCACCAAGCGUAAUUAUUCGACACAGAGAUAAUUAUUCGAUUAUUCCAAUUAUUACGAUAACGAUACAUGAGGCAUCUGCCGCCCACGUGGAAAUUCGCGAAGACUGCGCUUUCUCCCUCCACUCUCUUCCUCAUUUCGUCUUCCAGCAGGAAAUCCGUAUGUGCUUUGCGUGCAUGUGUACAACAUAAUCGAUUGUACCAUCGAUUUCGCACGGGAGUAAGCGAGAUGCUCGAUCGGGCUUCCACCUCGCUCUGGAGAAUUUUAUCGAAGUAUCUUUUCCUCCUUCGUCUUUUGACGGUCAACGUAUUUAAAUAGUUAAACAAUAAAUAAAACAAAAUAAAAACGGUAUUAAAGUUAAGAUAAAGAAUGUGUCAUUAAAUUAAGAUAAGAAUGCCCGAUUUAUGCUAAAUAAUUUUGAUUUUGACAAUCGUAACGCUGAUCCUAAAGUCGUAGAAGAUCGAGGCGAUGCUGAGCAGAUCGUUGACUCUGAAAACGAAUAAUCCGCGACGAAUACAUCAUUAAUGAAUAGUCGCUCUAGUUCUUCGUAAUCAAACGUCGAUCGCGAAAGACUGGAAUAAUAGAAUAAACAAUAAAAAAUCUUGAGUUUCAAGACGCUUAUUUUACUUAAUGAAUAGUUUAGGUCCAAUUUCUUUCAGACGUACAUUCUAUACACAUCGUUUCUUAUUAGUUUAAUUUUUCUGUUUUUAUUUCAGCCAAUGUUAUAAUUGCAACUGUAAUAUUUUUAAUCUUAAUAAGAAAACCCUAUAAAAGCGUGUAUCUUAAGUUGGACAAAGUAUAAAAUUUUGUUAUCCAUUUCUAUACGUAAAAAUUUGUUUAUAAAGACGAUUCCUUUCAUAUUGAUUUUUAUAUAAAUUAAACAAUAAAAUGCUUUCCACUCUGCAGCAAUCUAUACAUACAGAAAAGGGAGAAGCUCGAAGGCGAGAUUAAAUAAUCGAGGUUGUAAGCGCAACGUGCCUGAGAGACUUAAGAACAAUUGGUCAAACUGUCGCCUCUCAGAUGUCUCUAUUUCAUAGCACCCAUCGACAUAAGUUUAACAUUACUGGUUUUACGAGGCGUGAUUCGGUCGCCUCUUCGAGAGUCGCCAGUGAUCGAGGCUUCAUUCUUCGAUCCUGUCGCUCCUGUUUCCGCGUGGACGGCGGCGCAGAUGAUCCGGAAAGAUAAUCGACUCUGUAUAUAAUGUAAUGAUAUUUAUCGUCACACCGCGUCACUAUAAUUACACGUAACCGUGUUCGCGAUUGAAUGCUCGCGCGUAGGCGCGCUCGUUACGUUGUUUCCCAUCGUUCCACAAUCGCGCGUUCUCCCACACCCUCCCAUUUUUUUAUUAUUAUAUAAAACCGUCGUGAUGCGCGUCACACCAUUGACGAUCGCCGGAUGACGUGAGGACUGUGAGAGCAGAGAGAGAGAAAGAGAGAGAGACUAUAAGACCUGCAUUUGAAAAAAAAAAAGAAGAAAAGAGGAAGAAGAAACGAGAGAUCGAAAAAGCGAUUCGCGCGCGUAGUGAGUAAGUCUUAGCAGUUAAAGCGAAUUCAAUUACGAUAUGUAAAUAUAUAUUUGUAUAUAUACAAUAUAUAUAUAUACAUAUAUAUAUAUACGUACAC
Messenger RNA from Cyphomyrmex costatus, 8846 nucleotides. It is a transcript of the gene sif, whose product is annotated as guanine nucleotide exchange factor still life. Lineage: Eukaryota; Metazoa; Arthropoda; Insecta; Hymenoptera; Formicidae. Bases 487 to 7098 code for a protein of 2203 amino acids. Gene Ontology annotation, biological process: activation of GTPase activity; small GTPase-mediated signal transduction. Gene Ontology annotation, molecular function: guanyl-nucleotide exchange factor activity; protein binding. The transcript has 31 exons. The record is from RefSeq and is a predicted model, not a curated record.